This is a messenger RNA of Centruroides sculpturatus (bark scorpion), 2628 nucleotides long. Its product is annotated as LIM domain-binding protein 2-like. Gene Ontology annotation, biological process: nervous system development; negative regulation of transcription by RNA polymerase II; positive regulation of transcription by RNA polymerase II. Lineage: Eukaryota; Metazoa; Arthropoda; Arachnida; Scorpiones; Buthidae. Gene Ontology annotation, molecular function: LIM domain binding. The coding region runs from base 658 to 1956 and encodes 432 amino acids. Gene Ontology annotation, cellular component: nucleus; transcription regulator complex. The transcript has 10 exons. The record is from RefSeq and is a predicted model, not a curated record.
AUCAUAUGUGGCGCUGCAAGCGCUUGUCGUAAGCUAUCCAAGCCAGAAUGUCUUCUAUACUGUAGUAUUGUUUUCAUUCGUCUCUUUAAAUGAUUCACUGACAUUUACAAGUUUAUAUCACAAAAGCAUCAAACUUUAUUAUGAGUAUUUUUACUUUAAUUUUUUUUUUUGUAAAUAUACUCUUAUAAUAAGAGUGUGAACUUUUUAAAAUAUAAUUUGCUAAGCCUAAUUUAUUGAGUGGAAGAGCGUGCUUAACAUUUGAGAAUAAUUUCUACUUCAGUUUUGACACUAUCAACUAUUAAACAACAAUUGGUUUGUUGUGUCAUCGAUCACGUGAUAAAAUCAUUUUACAAAAGUCACGUGUAACCCUUGAAAUUUACAGAUUUUAUUGUUUAUCGAACAGAACUGUAUUAGUGUAUGUUUUUUGAAUGUUUUCCCCACAAAUUUUAUCGAGGAACACGUGAAAAAUUCAUAAAAUAAAAAUUAAUAAUAAUAAAAAAAGACAUUUUACAAUCAAAAAAACUCAUCUGUAUCAGAAUUUUAGAUAUGCAAACACAAGAAUUGUGGUGUUAAGUUGUGUGCGUGUGUAUAUGAAUUGAUAUCCAGUCUACAUUAUUGUUAUUUCUUUUGCGAUUUUGAUUAAUUUUAAGCUAACUGAUGAAGCCAAUGUUUAAUCAAAAUAUGCUUGGUGGUCCACCUGCUGAUCCAUUUUAUUCAUCACCAUUUUCCUCAUAUUUUAGGAGGCACACUCCAUAUUUUGGACAACCAGACUAUAGGAUAUAUGAAAUGAAUAAAAGAUUGCAGCAAAGAACAGAGGAAAGUGACAAUUUAUGGUGGGAUGCAUUUGCAACAGAAUUUUUUGAAGAUGAUGCAACUUUAACGUUGACAUUUUGUUUAGAAGAUGGACCAAAACGUUACACAAUUGGAAGAACACUUAUUCCAAGAUACUUCCGAAGCAUAUUUGAAGGUGGUGUUACGGAACUGUAUUUUAGUCUCAAACAUCCUAAGGAGUCUUUUCACAAUACUACAAUUACAUUGGAUUGUGAUUUGUGCACAAUGGUAACUCAUCAUGGUAAACCUAUAUAUAAUAAGGUAUUAAUGGGUGGUCAGUACGCUAGUGAUCCUAUGAAAGAACAACUUGCUAAAGAUAAUGCUGUUGUGGUCUGUACUGAAGGCCGAUUAAUAUUGGAAUUUACAUUUGAUGAUCUUAUGAGGAUAAAAUCUUGGCAUUUUGCAACAAGGCAACACAGAGAGUUAAUUCCUAGAAGUUUGAUUGCUUUGCAGACACAACAACAAGAUCCUGCUAUGCUGGAACAACUUUCUAAAAAUAUUACUCGUCAAGGUUUAACAAAUUCAACACUGAACUACCUCAGACUGUGUGUCAUAUUAGAACCGAUGCAAGAGCUUAUGUCAAGACAUAAAGCUUAUGCUCUAAGUCCUAGAGAUUGUCUUAAAACCACACUGUUUCAAAAGUGGCAACGCAUGGUUGCACCACCAGAAACACAAAGACCACCAAGUAAAAGAAGAAAGAGAAAAUCAUCAACAACAAACAAUGCUGGUAAUACGACAGGUGGUACUGGAACUGGCAAAAAGAAAAAUAUGUCUCCAGGUCCUCCUAAUUUUUCUCUAGCAUCUCAGGAUGUCAUGGUGGUCGGUGAACCCUCUCUUAUGGGUGGAGAGUUUGGUGAUGAAGAUGAAAGGCUUAUCACCCGACUCGAAAAUACUCAGUAUGAUGCUUCUGCUGCAGCAGCAAAUGGUUUAGAUGAAAAUGAUGAUUUCACAAAUAAUCCAUUAAGUAAUGCACCAAACUCUGCAGGUGGACCCCCUCAUUCAGCAUGGUCGGGACAACAGAAUACAGGUGCACAGUCUUCCGAAAGAAACCCCUCUGGACAGGGUAAUGCUCCUCAGCAACCUAAUCAAGAUGACAAGAAGCCAUCACCUGCCAUCAGUCAAUAAUUUUGAAAAAGACAAAUUAUAUAUAUGGAUAUCAAGUAUACAAUUCACAAAAAGUCCUUAAAUAUGCUCAAGAUGUGACAAAUUUAUAUGUUUUCAGCAUCUUUUACAAGUUAAAGAAUGGAUGGAAUUUUUUUUGUUGGAACAGAUUUCGAAUAAGAAUUCUUCUGACUUGUUGAAAUUGUUGAUAAAAUAUUUUACGAAUUAAUUUAAAAAAAAAAAAAUUUAUAAGUGAUGUCUGAAAGACAAAAUUACAUGAAUUGUGUUAAUAAUAUUUCUAUUAUCAUUCAGAAAAUUUCUUUGGAUUCUUUAAAUUUUAUUAAUUUUAAAGAUAAUACUAUAUAAAAGUUUAUAGAAGAAGCAUUUUGAUAUUUAAAAUUCUAAUUAUUUCAAAUAUUAUUUAUUUUUCCUUCUCAUCUGCAUGAAAAUGUCGAAAUUACAUCAGAAAAUAGUUUAGUGUUAUAUAGUUAAUAUCAUGGCAGUAUUUCUUCUAUUGGAAAAAAAAAUCACAAUGUAAAAUAUCGGUAAAUCAUUUAAUCGGGAAUUUAAAGUAGAAUUUUAUAUCAUUCAUAAUGUACUUCUUUUCAUAUUUUUUAAUAGUUUUUGUAGAAUCAUGAUUAGAACAACAUCAGUCAAAAAGUUACAAUAAAUGAAAAAAAAAAAUUGAUGCACAGA